AUGAGAGCCCUCGCGUGGUUGCGCUACGAGACUGCCUGCGUAGCACUUCACCUCUCGCUGUAUCGACAACCCCGCUUCCCUCCGCGCUUCCCUCUCACGAAAUACAAGCCCGGACGAAGCGAGAACUUCUUGCUGUCAUACCGCCGUACCGCUCCGCCGCCGCGUCUGCCCGGCGUGUUUGAAACCCUGAUUGCCGUACGACCGUUCAAUAGCACGGCUGCGUCUCGAGUCGCCGCACUGGCGCGAGAAGCUUCUGGGGGAAGCGCUGUUCAGAGACGCCUUACUAUGGCGAAACCGAAUGAUUCGUCCGGAAUUCCUCCGCGGGAAACUGCGAUUCUGUGGUUCCGAAAAGGCCUGCGGCUCCAUGACAACCCCGCUCUGAUCGCCGCUUGCGGUCUCGACGAAAACGGAACCGAUUUAGAUGACGAAAGUAACAAACCAGGUUCGGAUUCACGAAAGCUCCGCACGGGGUUCGCGAAGGCGAGCGAAAUGCUACCCUAUGAUGGCACUAAACCCGGCCCUGUUGCCCCUACAAGCAGUGCACUCAGCAGCAACACCGCCUUUGUCAAAUCCGAGCCUGGCGGUUCCAGCAACAGCAACCUUGAUUCUGCCGAACGACCUUCGAAUGCCACGUCAGCAAUCCGUCAGCUCUGUCCCGUGUUCGUCCUCGACCCGUGGUUUCUGGCUCCCGACCCGUCAGCUCCUUCCCUCGGGUCCACCCGCGUGGGAAUCAACCGGAUUCGGUUCCUGCUCGACUGCCUGAACGACCUUGACAGCCAGCUGAAGGCUCGAGGAUCUCGGCUUAUACUCGUUAAAGGCGACCCCACCAUAGUGAUUCCGAAGCUCGUGAAACAGUGGGGAGCAAAGAUUCUGUGCUUUGAGUUUGACACUGAGCCAUACGCCCUGGCUCGAGAUGGCAAGAUCAAGGCAAGCAUGCAGGAAGCGGGGGUGCGGGUGGUAACCCCAGUCAGUCACACCAUCUUCGACCCAGCUGAAAUCAUCAGCAAGAAUGGAGGCAAACCGCCCCUCACCUACCAGGCGUUUUGUAAACGAAUAGGACAACCCUCACCACCCGUCGGGUCCGCUCCAGACAAAUUACCGCCCCUGCCGCCCCACCUCGCUCAUCACGUGACUAUAAAAGCGGAAACGGACCCAGAUCCAGCACUGUCAAAAGAGGGAGCACAGAAGUGUGACUAUAUCGAGGUCUUUGAGGCAGUGCCUACAUUGAGUGACCUUGGCUACUCAGAUGCAGAAGCUUUCCCAAAAGAGGACGUCACUCCGUUCGAUGGGGGGGAGACAGAGGCUCUACGCAGACUCGACGAUUGCCUCUCACGAACGAAAUGGGUGAAGGAUUUUGAGAAGCCCAAGGGUAAUCCUUCCGCCCUCACACCUCCUGCCACCACCGUUCUCUCUCCCUACCUCAAGUUUGGCUGCCUCUCCUCUCGCCUCAUGUAUGCACGCGUUCAGGAGGUGCUUUCUAAACAGCCCGGCCACACAAAGCCCCCAGUUUCCUUGAUAGGGCAGCUGCUGUGGCGCGAAUUUUUCUACACGGCGGCAUACGGCACACCCCAUUUCGAUCGCAUGCAGGGCAGCAGCAUCUGCAGGCAGGUCCCAUGGAAGGUGGAUCCCGAGCUGCUAGCUGCGUGGCGAGAUGCCAAAACCGGCUUCCCUUGGAUCGACGCUAUCAUGGUUCAGGUAGGUGGUACCUCAUGCAGCUCCGCCAGUGGGGGUGGAUGCAUCAUCUGGCUCGCCACUGCGUCGCCUGCUUCCUCGCUCUCUUUUGUGAUGGACUCACUCCUCGCCCUUUUGCCUCUCUCUCCCCGACUCCAUUCCCAUACCAGCUCCGCCAGUGGGGGUGGAUGCAUCAUCUGGCUCGCCACUGCGUCGCCUGCUUCCUCGCUCUCUUUUGUGAUGGACUCACUCCUCGCCCUUUUGCCUCUCUCUCCCCGACUCCAUUCCCAUACCAGCUCCGCCAGUGGGGGUGGAUGCAUCAUCUGGCUCGCCACUGCGUCGCCUGCUUCCUCGCUCUCUUUUGUGAUGGACUCACUCCUCGCCCUUUUGCCUCUCUCUCCCCGACUCCAUUCCCAUACCAGCUCCGCCAGUGGGGGUGGAUGCAUCAUCUGGCUCGCCACUGCGUCGCCUGCUUCCUCACUCUCUAUUGUGAUGGACUCACUCCUCGCCCUUUUGCCUCUCUCUCCCCGACUCCAUUCCCAUACCAGCUCCGCCAGUGGGGGUGGAUGCAUCAUCUGGCUCGCCACUGCGUCGCCUGCUUCCUCGCUCUCUUUUGUGAUGGACUCACUCCUCGCCCUUGUGCCUCUCUCUCCCCGACUCCAUUCCCAUACCAGCUCCGCCAGUGGGGGUGGAUGCAUCAUCUGGCUCGCCACUGCGUCGCCUGCUUCCUCGCUCUCUUUUGUGAUGGACUCACUCCUCGCCCUUUUGCCUCUCUCUCCCCGACUCCAUUCCCAUACCAGCUCCGCCAGUGGGGGUGGAUGCAUCAUCUGGCUCGCCACUGCGUCGCCUGCUUCCUCGCUCUCUUUUGUGAUGGACUCACUCCUCGCCCUUUUGCCUCUCUCUCCCCGACUCCAUUCCCAUACCAGCUCCGCCAGUGGGGGUGGAUGCAUCAUCUGGCUCGCCACUGCGUCGCCUGCUUCCUCGCUCUCUUUUGUGAUGGACUCACUCCUCGCCCUUUUGCCUCUCUCUCCCCGACUCCAUUCCCAUACCAGCUCCGCCAGUGGGGGUGGAUGCAUCAUCUGGCUCGCCACUGCGUCGCCUGCUUCCUCGCUCUCUUUUGUGAUGGACUCACUCCUCGCCCUUUUGCCUCUCUCUCCCCGACUCCAUUCCCAUACCAGCUCCGCCAGUGGGGGUGGAUGCAUCAUCUGGCUCGCCACUGCGUCGCCUGCUUCCUCGCUCUCUUUUGUGAUGGACUCACUCCUCGCCCUUUUGCCUCUCUCUCCCCGACUCCAUUCCCAUACCAGCUCCGCCAGUGGGGGUGGAUGCAUCAUCUGGCUCGCCACUGCGUCGCCUGCUUCCUCGCUCUCUUUUGUGAUGGACUCACUCCUCGCCCUUUUGCCUCUCUCUCCCCGACUCCAUUCCCAUACCAGCUCCGCCAGUGGGGGUGGAUGCAUCAUCUGGCUCGCCACUGCGUCGCCUGCUUCCUCGCUCUCUUUUGUGAUGGGCUCACUCCUCGCCCUUUUGCCUCUCUCUCCCCGACUCCAUUCCCAUACCAGCUCCGCCAGUGGGGGUGGAUGCAUCAUCUGGCUCGCCACUGCGUCGCCUGCUUCCUCGCUCUCUUUUGUGAUGGACUCACUCCUCGCCCUUUUGCCUCUCUCUCCCCGACUCCAUUCCCAUACCAGCUCCGCCAGUGGGGGUGGAUGCAUCAUCUGGCUCGCCACUGCGUCGCCUGCUUCCUCGCUCUCUUUUGUGAUGGACUCACUCCUCGCCCUUUUGCCUCUCUCUCCCCGACUCCAUUCCCAUACCAGCUCCGCCAGUGGGGGUGGAUGCAUCAUCUGGCUCGCCACUGCGUCGCCUGCUUCCUCGCUCUCUUUUGUGAUGGACUCACUCCUCGCCCUUUUGCCUCUCUCUCCCCGACUCCAUUCCCAUACCAGCUCCGCCAGUGGGGGUGGAUGCAUCAUCUGGCUCGCCACUGCGUCGCCUGCUUCCUCGCUCUCUUUUGUGAUGGACUCACUCCUCGCCCUUUUGCCUCUCUCUCCCCGACUCCAUUCCCAUACCAGCUCCGCCAGUGGGGGUGGAUGCAUCAUCUGGCUCGCCACUGCGUCGCCUGCUUCCUCGCUCUCUUUUGUGAUGGACUCACUCCUCGCCCUUUUGCCUCUCUCUCCCCGACUCCAUUCUUAUACCAGCUCCGCCAGUGGGGGUGGAUGCAUCAUCUGGCUCGCCACUGCGUCGCCUGCUUCCUCGCUCUCUUUUGUGAUGGACUCACUCCUCGCCCUUUUGCCUCUCUCUCCCCGACUCCAUUCCCAUACCAGCUCCGCCAGUGGGGGUGGAUGCAUCAUCUGGCUCGCCACUGCGUCGCCUGCUUCCUCGCUCUCUUUUGUGAUGGGCUCACUCCUCGCCCUUUUGCCUCUCUCUCCCCGACUCCAUUCCCAUACCAGCUCCGCCAGUGGGGGUGGAUGCAUCAUCUGGCUCGCCACUGCGUCGCCUGCUUCCUCGCUCUCUUUUGUGAUGGACUCACUCCUCGCCCUUUUGCCUCUCUCUCCCCGACUCCAUUCCCAUACCAGCUCCGCCAGUGGGGGUGGAUGCAUCAUCUGGCUCGCCACUGCGUCGCCUGCUUCCUCGCUCUCUUUUGUGAUGGACUCACUCCUCGCCCUUUUGCCUCUCUCUCCCCGACUCCAUUCCCAUACCAGCUCCGCCAGUGGGGGUGGAUGCAUCAUCUGGCUCGCCACUGCGUCGCCUGCUUCCUCGCUCUCUUUUGUGAUGGACUCACUCCUCGCCCUUUUGCCUCUCUCUCCCCGACUCCAUUCCCAUACCAGCUCCGCCAGUGGGGGUGGAUGCAUCAUCUGGCUCGCCACUGCGUCGCCUGCUUCCUCGCUCUCUUUUGUGAUGGACUCACUCCUCGCCCUUUUGCCUCUCUCUCCCCGACUCCAUUCCCAUACCAGCUCCGCCAGUGGGGGUGGAUGCAUCAUCUGGCUCGCCACUGCGUCGCCUGCUUCCUCGCUCUCUUUUGUGAUGGGCUCACUCCUCGCCCUUUUGCCUCUCUCUCCCCGACUCCAUUCCCAUACCAGCUCCGCCAGUGGGGGUGGAUGCAUCAUCUGGCUCGCCACUGCGUCGCCUGCUUCCUCGCUCUCUUUUGUGAUGGACUCACUUCUCGCCCUUUUGCCUCUCUCUCCCCGACUCCAUUCCCAUACCAGCUCCGCCAGUGGGGGUGGAUGCAUCAUCUGGCUCGCCACUGCGUCGCCUGCUUCCUCGCUCUCUUUUGUGAUGGACUCACUUCUCGCCCUUUUGCCUCUCUCUCCCCGACUCCAUUCCCAUACCAGCUCCGCCAGUGGGGGUGGAUGCAUCAUCUGGCUCGCCACUGCGUCGCCUGCUUCCUCGCUCUCUUUUGUGAUGGACUCACUUCUCGCCCUUUUGCCUCUCUCUCCCCGACUCCAUUCCCAUACCAGCUCCGCCAGUGGGGGUGGAUGCAUCAUCUGGCUCGCCACUGCGUCGCCUGCUUCCUCGCUCUCUUUUGUGAUGGACUCACUUCUCGCCCUUUUGCCUCUCUCUCCCCGACUCCAUUCCCAUACCAGCUCCGCCAGUGGGGGUGGAUGCAUCAUCUGGCUCGCCACUGCGUCGCCUGCUUCCUCGCUCUCUUUUGUGAUGGACUCACUUCUCGCCCUUUUGCCUCUCUCUCCCCGACUCCAUUCCCAUACCAGCUCCGCCAGUGGGGGUGGAUGCAUCAUCUGGCUCGCCACUGCGUCGCCUGCUUCCUCGCUCUCUUUUGUGAUGGACUCACUUCUCGCCCUUUUGCCUCUCUCUCCCCGACUCCAUUCCCAUACCAGCUCCGCCAGUGGGGGUGGAUGCAUCAUCUGGCUCGCCACUGCGUCGCCUGCUUCCUCGCUCUCUUUUGUGAUGGACUCACUUCUCGCCCUUUUGCCUCUCUCUCCCCGACUCCAUUCCCAUACCAGCUCCGCCAGUGGGGGUGGAUGCAUCAUCUGGCUCGCCACUGCGUCGCCUGCUUCCUCGCUCUCUUUUGUGAUGGACUCACUUCUCGCCCUUUUGCCUCUCUCUCCCCGACUCCAUUCCCAUACCAGCUCCGCCAGUGGGGGUGGAUGCAUCAUCUGGCUCGCCACUGCGUCGCCUGCUUCCUCGCUCUCUUUUGUGAUGGGCUCACUCCUCGCCCUUUUGCCUCUCUCUCCCCGACUCCAUUCCCAUACCAGCUCCGCCAGUGGGGGUGGAUGCAUCAUCUGGCUCGCCACUGCGUCGCCUGCUUCCUCGCUCUCUUUUGUGAUGGGCUCACUCCUCGCCCUUUUGCCUCUCUCUCCCCGACUCCAUUCCCAUACCAGCUCCGCCAGUGGGGGUGGAUGCAUCAUCUGGCUCGCCACUGCGUCGCCUGCUUCCUCGCUCUCUUUUGUGAUGGACUCACUUCUCGCCCUUUUGCCUCUCUCUCCCCGACUCCAUUCCCAUACCAGCUCCGCCAGUGGGGGUGGAUGCAUCAUCUGGCUCGCCACUGCGUCGCCUGCUUCCUCGCUCUCUUUUGUGAUGGGCUCACUCCUCGCCCUUUUGCCUCUCUCUCCCCGACUCCAUUCCCAUACCAGCUCCGCCAGUGGGGGUGGAUGCAUCAUCUGGCUCGCCACUGCGUCGCCUGCUUCCUCGCUCUCUUUUGUGAUGGGCUCACUCCUCGCCCUUUUGCCUCUCUCUCCCCGACUCCAUUCCCAUACCAGCUCCGCCAGUGGGGGUGGAUGCAUCAUCUGGCUCGCCACUGCGUCGCCUGCUUCCUCGCUCUCUUUUGUGAUGGACUCACUCCUCGCCCUUUUGCCUCUCUCUCCCCGACUCCAUUCCCAUACCAGCUCCGCCAGUGGGGGUGGAUGCAUCAUCUGGCUCGCCACUGCGUCGCCUGCUUCCUCGCUCUCUUUUGUGAUGGGCUCACUCCUCGCCCUUUUGCCUCUCUCUCCCCGACUCCAUUCCCAUACCAGCUCCGCCAGUGGGGGUGGAUGCAUCAUCUGGCUCGCCACUGCGUCGCCUGCUUCCUCGCUCUCUUUUGUGAUGGGCUCACUCCUCGCCCUUUUGCCUCUCUCUCCCCGACUCCAUUCCCAUACCAGCUCCGCCAGUGGGGGUGGAUGCAUCAUCUGGCUCGCCACUGCGUCGCCUGCUUCCUCGCUCUCUUUUGUGAUGGACUCACUUCUCGCCCUUUUGCCUCUCUCUCCCCGACUCCAUUCCCAUACCAGCUCCGCCAGUGGGGGUGGAUGCAUCAUCUGGCUCGCCACUGCGUCGCCUGCUUCCUCGCUCUCUUUUGUGAUGGGCUCACUCCUCGCCCUUUUGCCUCUCUCUCCCCGACUCCAUUCCCAUACCAGCUCCGCCAGUGGGGGUGGAUGCAUCAUCUGGCUCGCCACUGCGUCGCCUGCUUCCUCGCUCUCUUUUGUGAUGGGCUCACUCCUCGCCCUUUUGCCUCUCUCUCCCCGACUCCAUUCCCAUACCAGCUCCGCCAGUGGGGGUGGAUGCAUCAUCUGGCUCGCCACUGCGUCGCCUGCUUCCUCGCUCUCUUUUGUGAUGGACUCACUCCUCGCCCUUUUGCCUCUCUCUCCCCGACUCCAUUCCCAUACCAGCUCCGCCAGUGGGGGUGGAUGCAUCAUCUGGCUCGCCACUGCGUCGCCUGCUUCCUCGCUCUCUUUUGUGAUGGGCUCACUCCUCGCCCUUUUGCCUCUCUCUCCCCGACUCCAUUCCCAUACCAGCUCCGCCAGUGGGGGUGGAUGCAUCAUCUGGCUCGCCACUGCGUCGCCUGCUUCCUCGCUCUCUUUUGUGAUGGGCUCACUCCUCGCCCUUUUGCCUCUCUCUCCCCGACUCCAUUCCCAUACCAGCUCCGCCAGUGGGGGUGGAUGCAUCAUCUGGCUCGCCACUGCGUCGCCUGCUUCCUCGCUCUCUUUUGUGAUGGACUCACUCCUCGCCCUUUUGCCUCUCUCUCCCCGACUCCAUUCCCAUACCAGCUCCGCCAGUGGGGGUGGAUGCAUCAUCUGGCUCGCCACUGCGUCGCCUGCUUCCUCGCUCUCUUUUGUGAUGGGCUCACUCCUCGCCCUUUUGCCUCUCUCUCCCCGACUCCAUUCCCAUACCAGCUCCGCCAGUGGGGGUGGAUGCAUCAUCUGGCUCGCCACUGCGUCGCCUGCUUCCUCGCUCUCUUUUGUGAUGGGCUCACUCCUCGCCCUUUUGCCUCUCUCUCCCCGACUCCAUUCCCAUACCAGCUCCGCCAGUGGGGGUGGAUGCAUCAUCUGGCUCGCCACUGCGUCGCCUGCUUCCUCGCUCUCUUUUGUGAUGGACUCACUCCUCGCCCUUUUGCCUCUCUCUCCCCGACUCCAUUCCCAUACCAGCUCCGCCAGUGGGGGUGGAUGCAUCAUCUGGCUCGCCACUGCGUCGCCUGCUUCCUCGCUCUCUUUUGUGAUGGACUCACUCCUCGCCCUUUUGCCUCUCUCUCCCCGACUCCAUUCCCAUACCAGCUCCGCCAGUGGGGGUGGAUGCAUCAUCUGGCUCGCCACUGCCUCCGCCAGUGGGGGUGGAUGCAUCAUCUGGCUCGCCACUGCGUCGCCUGCUUCCUCGCUCUCUUUUGUGAUGGGCUCACUCCUCGCCCUUUUGCCUCUCUCUCCCCGACUCCAUUCCCAUACCAGCUCCGCCAGUGGGGGUGGAUGCAUCAUCUGGCUCGCCACUGCGUCGCCUGCUUCCUCGCUCUCUUUUGUGAUGGACUCACUCCUCGCCCUUUUGCCUCUCUCUCCCCGACUCCAUUCCCAUACCAGCUCCGCCAGUGGGGGUGGAUGCAUCAUCUGGCUCGCCACUGCGUCGCCUGCUUCCUCGCUCUCUUUUGUGAUGGGCUCACUCCUCGCCCUUUUGCCUCUCUCUCCCCGACUCCAUUCCCAUACCAGCUCCGCCAGUGGGGGUGGAUGCAUCAUCUGGCUCGCCACUGCGUCGCCUGCUUCCUCGCUCUCUUUUGUGAUGGACUCACUCCUCGCCCUUUUGCCUCUCUCUCCCCGACUCCAUUCCCAUACCAGCUCCGCCAGUGGGGGUGGAUGCAUCAUCUGGCUCGCCACUGCGUCGCCUGCUUCCUCGCUCUCUUUUGUGAUGGGCUCACUCCUCGCCCUUUUGCCUCUCUCUCCCCGACUCCAUUCCCAUACCAGCUCCGCCAGUGGGGGUGGAUGCAUCAUCUGGCUCGCCACUGCGUCGCCUGCUUCCUCGCUCUCUUUUCUCCGCCAGUGGGGGUGGAUGCAUCAUCUGGCUCGCCACUGCGUCGCCUGCUUCCUCACUCGAGGAGAUCUGUUGGUGCACUGGGAGUUGGGGCGGGAUGUGUUUGAUCGCCUGCUACUGGACGCGGACUGGGCCAUCAACAACGGCAACUGGCUCUGGCUCUCCGCCUCUGCCUUCUUCUCCCAGUACCACCGCAUCUACUCCCCCGUCACCUUCGGCAAGAAAUAUGACCCCUCGGGAAAAUUCAUCCGCCACUUCCUCCCUGUUCUGAAAGACAUGCCAUCACAGUACAUCUAUGAGCCGUGGUCGGCACCGCUGGCCGUGCAACGCCGGGCCAACUGCAUUGUUGGAAAGGACUAUCCCAAUCCAAUUGUCGACCAUGCGGAGGCCAGUGAGCGGUGUCGUGACGUCAUGACAAGCCACGUGUCAAACACACAGACGUGCCACGUGUCGCUCGAGGGGAUGGUGUUCCACGGGUUUCACGGGGUUCUGCCCGAGGAGCGCGUGUUGGGGCAGAAAUUCGUCGUCGACACGUGGAUGUGGCUGGCGGACUCGCUGCUGCACCAAGAUUCGUUAGUAGAAGAUUCGUUUCAAGAUAAAGCGUCGCAAGAUUAUUCGUUGCAAGAGCAAUUGUUUAAUUACUCGCACGUCUACAACAUUGUGCGUGCGCAAAUAACGGGACCCCCUCACCUCCUAUUGGAGAGCUCGGCAUACUCCGUGGGCCGCCAGUUGCUGCUGACGUGUCCUGAGCUGGCACGCGUGGCUGUCCGCGUCAGCAAGCCACAUGUCGCCUUCACAGGGGUGCUGAAAUCUGUCGGAAUCCAGCUAGAGUGCAAACGACAAACACUGAGAGGGGGGAACGAGAGAAGAGAAGGGAGAGAGAGGAUUUCCCAGUGCAGAUGUCAAGAAUUCUCAUGGAGCAUUGCACGGUGGCACGUUGAGAAUCAGCAGCUCCCUCCUCUCACUCCCCCCGCCCUGCCUGCACUCGCCCACACCAUCGCGACCACCAUCCGCACCUCUCUCCCCCGCGUGCACAGAACCUGGGUGCGACUGGCUGCUCCUGCUCCUGCCUCCCUGUCCGGGGUGGUUGGGUGCGCUGCAGCACAGGUCACCCUGUAG
Molecule: messenger RNA, 9999 nt
Organism: Closterium sp. Yama58-4
Lineage: Eukaryota; Viridiplantae; Streptophyta; Zygnematophyceae; Desmidiales; Closteriaceae
Source: the annotation of a GenBank genome assembly